ACCUGCGCGAGUUGGGCAAAAGAGGAGGAGCGAGGUGACGCAGGCGUAAUAAUAGAGAAGGUGCCAGAAAGAUCCAAAACAAGUGGCUGCGGCCGUCGCCCAGAAGUCAUCGGACGCUGGAAUCUGGCCCUGGUUCUGAGCUUGUUCCGCACCCCUCCCCUGGGAAUGGCGUUGUCCGGGUCGACCCCGGCCCCGAGCUGGGAGGAGGAUGAGUGUUUGGAUUACUACGGCAUGCUGUCGCUUCACCGUAUGUUCGAGGUAGUGGGCGGGCAGCUGACCGAGUGCGAACUGGAGCUCCUGGCCUUCCUGCUGGAUGAGGCCCCCGGCGCCCCCGGUGGCCUGGCCCGCGCCCGCAGUGGCCUGGAGCUGCUUCUGGAGCUGGAACGCCGCGGGCAGUGCGACGAGAGCAACCUGCGGCUUCUGAGCCAACUUCUGCGCGUGCUAGCCCGUCACGACCUACUGCCACAUCUGGCGCGCAAGAGGCGCCGGCCAGUAUCCCCUGAGAGAUACAGCUAUGGCAAUCCCAGCUCUUCUUCCAAGAGGACAGAGGACAGUUGCCGGUGUCGGCGGCAGGCGAGCAGUUCUCCGAAUUCCCCUCAGAGUGGGUGGGACACAGGCUCCCCGCCAACCAAGCGGCAGCGUCGGAGUCGGGGCCGCCCUAGCAGUGGUGCUGGGCAGCGGCGGAGAGCAGACCUGGCAGCCUUGCAGCAGCACCAGCAGCACCAGGAGCUGGGCAGGCCCUCCUCAGAAGGCAAGGUGACCUGUGAUAUCCGGCUCCGGGUUCGGGCAGAGUACUGUGAGCACGGGCCAGCCUUGGAGCAGGGUGUGGCAUCCCGGAGACCUCAGGCGCUGGCCCGGCAGCUGGACGUGUUUGGACAGGCCACUGCUGUGCUUCGGUCAAGGGACCUGGGCUCUGUGGUGUGUGACAUCAAAUUCUCAGAGCUCUCCUAUCUGGAUGCCUUCUGGGGUGACUACCUGAGUGGUGCCCUGCUGCAGGCCCUUCGGGGCGUGUUCCUGACUGAGGCCUUGCGGGAGGCCGUGGGCCGAGAGGCCGUCCGCUUGCUGGUCAGCGUGGACGAGGCUGAUUAUGAGGCUGGCCGGCGCCGCCUGUUGCUGAUGGAGGAGGAAGGGGGCCGGCGUGGGACAGAGGCCUCCUGAUUCCAGGUCUGCCAGGACCAACCCCCACCUCCAAGUCUCCAGGCCACCAGAAAGACAACCAUGACCAUCUUGCUCCCAGAUGACUGUCAUUCAGCAGCUCGAGGGCGGCAUCGGGACGCCAGGUUCCAUGAUAGCCUCUAUGAUGUGUGGGCUUUGAGGCAUAAACCACUUCCAGCUGCUUCCAUACCAAAUUCCCCACUUCCAGGUGGAUCCCCUCAGCCUUGGGGGCCCAGGAUCACAGAGCCCUGAAGCAGGGAGACAUGGCCCCUCUCCCCCCCCCCCCCCUUCGUGUCUCUCACCCUGGGCCAAUGCUGGCUGGCCCCACACACUUUAGCCUAAGGGCUACUCUCUCAGGAUCUCACAUUUACUGUCCCCUCGUGGGUUUCAGCCACAGCAGUGGGCUCUGGAGCUGGGGUGCCCAUGGGCAUGCUCACCUUGCCCCUUCAUCUAACCAACCUGGGCUCUGCCUGCGGCACACAGACAGCCAACUCAUGUCACCUUCCCUUGCUCCCUGGAACGAGACAGGCUUGCCCUUGGGCCCUUUAACCCAGACUGUCACAUGGGCUUUGUGGCCACAUCAGAUCAAGGGUAGCUGUUUCAGACAGAGCUAGGACCAGAGUCAGCCACUAUCUCGUGAAGGGAAAGUGAGGACUUGGGCCGAUGGGAAGGUGUUUCACAAACUGCGCCAAUAAACUGCCCUGGCAAGGGCAUAGUUGGGCGUC
This is a messenger RNA of Arvicanthis niloticus (Nile rat), 1880 nucleotides long. RefSeq names its product death effector domain containing 2 (gene Dedd2). Lineage: Eukaryota; Metazoa; Chordata; Mammalia; Rodentia; Muridae. Gene Ontology annotation, cellular component: nucleolus. The record is from RefSeq and is a predicted model, not a curated record. Gene Ontology annotation, biological process: regulation of apoptotic process; apoptotic process; extrinsic apoptotic signaling pathway via death domain receptors. Gene Ontology annotation, molecular function: protein binding; DNA binding.